Mytilus trossulus (common blue mussel) is the source of this 8492-nucleotide messenger RNA. RefSeq lists its product as uncharacterized. The coding region runs from base 41 to 3451 and encodes 1136 amino acids. Gene Ontology annotation, molecular function: histone H3K18 deacetylase activity, NAD-dependent; NAD+ binding. The record is from RefSeq and is a predicted model, not a curated record. NCBI's taxonomy places the organism in Eukaryota, Metazoa, Mollusca, Bivalvia, Mytilida, Mytilidae. Gene Ontology annotation, cellular component: chromatin; nucleus. The transcript is spliced from 10 exons.
UUUGUAUUAACGUAAGCGACAUAACUUCUUUUGUGUGAAAAUGUCGUCCGACGAGGAAUCGGAUGAAAUCGAAGAUCAAGAAAAAUUAGAAGAAAAAGUAGACUUUACAUCGUCCAGACAGGCCAAAAAAGAAGCAAGACUUAAUCAAAUUAUUUUCGAAAACGAACAUAAAGCCAAAAUAAGAAAAGUUUCAAAAAUAUUAAAGAAAAAAGACCAUGAUAUAACAGAUGAAGAUAAAGAUAUUUUGACACAAUCUCCAGAAAUAACUAAUCGAUUGGUUAAAUUAAAAGAAAGGAGAGGAGCAUUAAAACAAAGAGUAUUAGAGAUUGAAGAUCCUGCUGAAGAACUUGAGUUGAAAUGUGAAGAACUAGCUGAAGCCAUAAGACAUUCCAAUAAAGUAGUUGUAUAUACAGGUGCUGGUAUUAGUACAGCAGCCUCUAUACCAGAUUACAGGGGACCAAAUGGAGUUUGGACACUGCUACAAAAGGGGCAACAACCCAAAGCUCAAGAUUUAUGUGAUGCCAAGCCUACUUUGACACAUAUGAGCAUCAAGAAGUUACAAGAUGAAGGACAUGUAUCACAUGUUGUAUCUCAAAAUUGUGAUGGUUUACACAUGAGAAGUGGUCUGAACAGAAGAAAAUUAUCAGAAAUCCAUGGAAAUAUGUACAUAGAGAUUUGUUACAGUUGCCGGCCACAUCAAGAGUACAUCCGACUAUUUGAUGUGACUGAGAAGACAGGGGUGAGACGUCACCAGACAGACAGGAAUUGUCAUACCUGUAAACAGCCACUUAAGGAUACUAUAGUACACUUUGGAGAGAAGGGAGGGAUGAAAUGUCCAUACAGAUGGAAAGAGGCUGCAAAAGCUGCAGAUAGAUGUGAUAUAAUCCUAUGUUUAGGAUCUAGUCUCAAGAUACUGAAAAAAUACUCAUGUUUGUGGUGUAUGGACAGAAACAAGAAGAACCGACCCCAAUUGUAUAUAAUAAACUUACAGUGGACACCAAGAGAUGAUGCUGCUACUACAAAAAUCAAUGGUCGAUGUGAUGAUGUAAUGAGACAAGUGAUGAGGCAUCUUGGGUAUUCCAUACCUGAGUAUUUUGAGGAAGAAGACCCAUUAUUUUCUCUUGCAACAUCUCUUCAUGAAAAAGAAAAUGACACAACAAGUAAAAAGAUUCUGCUAAAACCAGACAUUGAUGAUAUUACUAGACAUAGAAAUUUAGUUGAUGCAAAUCGUAGAAAUUCAAUAGAAUCUGAAAGGAAUAAGAAUUUAGCAAGAUUAAGUAACACAAAUUUGACUGAUGUAAAAAUAUUUCCUUCAAGUUCUGUUGCAGGAAGUUCAACAAAUUAUUCCGUGGGAAUAAAUACUCAGGAAAAAAUGAAUACAGAAUUAACUGUUGUAAAAACGGAGAAGAUUCAUGAUCAAAAUCAUUUUAUUCAUAAUCCUUUAGAUCAUUCAUUAAUUCACCAUAACCAUGCUCUUAAAACAGCGCUGGAAAAAACUCAUACCGAGAAUUUCUACCGCUAUAAUGCAAUGUGGGCAAAAUCGCCAUUAAAUCCUUACAAUCCAUAUUCUUUACCUCCAUUUCUACCUGGGGUGCCAAACGGUAGACAACAAAUAAAGUUUGGUGAAGUUGCAUUCCAGAAAUAUGUCGAUCAAGGGGAUAAUCAAAGGAAGGAGGUCAAAGUUGAACCAAUUAUAGAUUUAACAACAUUUGCUGGAAAGAACCCUAAGCUGGAAAACAACAGUGCCAAAAAUAAUAAAGUAAAAAACAAUUGUACUAAUUCUCAUGGCAAAAUGAGAUCACCAGAAGAAUUACAAAACAUAGAUUCUAGAAGCAAAACGGUAACUGUUCCUUGUAAAGAAAAGUGUGCUGCUAGUCCCCGAAAAUCAAAAACAAAUUCAAUCCUAAAUAACGAAAAAUGUAGUCCGGAUGGAAAGGGUGAUUCAAAAAUAGGACACUCAGAACCUAUAUCUAAUUCUACAACUGUUACACAAAGCAGUAGAGGAAGAAGGGUUAGGAAAUCAUUCUGUCCAAACUGUCACGGUGUUAGUGGUGACUGUCCGUGUACUGUACUAGAAUCUGUAAAGAAAAGAAAACCACCAGCGUGUGGUAAAUGUGAAAAACAUCCAUGUACUUGUCCAAAAACAACAACUCCAACUAUUUGUCUACUAUGUAGAAAUCCUCUCAAUAAAUGUGAAUGCAAAACAAACAUUAAGGAACAUCCUUCCAAAUGUAGUGCAUGUGGAUUGUCAAAAACAUCAUGUAAAUGUCAGUCCUCCAAAUGUUGUGCAUGUGGAUUGUCAAAAACAUCAUGUAAAUGUCAGUCCUCCAAAUGUAAUGCGUGUGGAUUGUUGAAAACAUUGUGUAAAUGUCAGUCUUCCUUCAACAAUAAGCUAAUGCCGUGCCAGUUUUGUAGACACACUCCAGAUAAAUGUAAGUGUGCUCAGAAUGGCCAAACAUAUUUAUUGCUGUGUCCAAUUUGUCAUCAGCAUAAACAUCUGUGCAAAUGUGUGCUAAAUCAUACCUCUUCCUUUACUCAGGGUGCAAAUGUGCCAAAUUUUACAAACUUGUCUAAUUUACCAAUGGCACCUUUAAUGCCAUUUUUUGACUAUGCAAAAUUUGCAUUUCCAAUGAACAAUAUUUCGCCGCUUUACAUGCCGCAAGUCUUUCAGAAUAAUCUUAUGAAUGGUCUGCUACCAAGCAAUUAUUUAAAUGCUUUGUUGCCAGGUAACAGUGUUAAUCCUAUGUUACCUAGCAAUGGAUUAACUGGUUUCCAGUCAGAUAAAGUUCUAAAUGGAACAUAUAGUGCUAGAAAUGUCAAUAGUUUGGUACCAGUUAAUCAUAUGACUAAUGCAUUGAAGGUAGAACCAAUAUUACAAGAUCAUUCAUACUUAAAUAAAGAACAGAUGCAAUCAUUGUCUCCUAACUGUGAUAAAAAUUACCAAAGAUCUCAAAAUGAGAAACAGACAGUUGAAAGUGUAUCUUCAAAGACGGGUCUGAAGACUGAAGAAAGUAAACCUACAAGAACAGGUCUGACGACUGAAAGUAUAUCACCAAGAACAGGUCCUUCGACUGAAAGUAUAUCACCAAGACCAGGUCUGACGACUGAAAGUAUAUCACCAAGAACAGGUCUGAAGAGAAGCUAUAGUUAUAUAGAUGACAUUCAGAAAGAAGAAGAGGACAUUGUUUCAGAAACUACUCCAAGAAAAAUUGAUUUAAAUCAUUCCAAGAGCCAGAAAAAAGAGCCUGUAGCAAUUAAAAGUACAGAACCAUCAAAUCCUAUUGUUAUAGAUAUUGAAGAUGAAACUGAACAAUGUGAAGGUGAAAAGGAAGGUCAAGGUGAUAACGAAAAAGAAGAUCAAGAAAAACCUAAACUAAUGAGGAGCAUGUCAGUUCCAGCAUGUCCAGGAUGGUUCGGGAAAGGUCUUAAUCUUCGAAAGAAGCGUAGAUAGUAACAAAUGAUAUUUAAUGUAUUUUUCUAUACAAAAUGUUUAUAUUCAAGUCAUUCAGGGAUUUUUGUAAUAAUUUAUAAAAAUAUGUUUUUUGUGUUUUAAUGUAUGGAAGUUUGGUUUGAAUUGUUUACAAUGAUUGUAUGUUUAAUUUUCAUGAUAAAAAGAAGAAAAUACUGUAAACCAAUUAAUUUUUUCGUGUGUAGAAAAAUUUUGCGAAUAUAAAUAGUCUUGGAACAUCAUCAAAAUUGGAAAAUAGUUAAAAACAAAUAACUUUGAAUCCAGCAAGUUAAGGCUUAGUAAAAAGAGUACACAGAAAUUAUUUAUUUUCAAAGUUAUUAAUUUUUGGUAUUGAUAAAACUGGCAUGCUGCCGUGCAGAAUUAAUUGUAUUGAAUUAUUAACAAUAUAAAUAACCAACAGUACAGCCUACUGGGUAGGUUAUGGUAAGAUAUAAAGAAUUUACCUGUUACUAUGAGGGUGUAGCAUUAUGUAUUUGUAGUUAAUGUGCACAUUUGGGCAUGACUUUUUAGUUGUACCUCUCAACUGAUAUGGUUUAUACAUCUUGAACUAGAGAGACAGAGGCUCUAGUACUCCUUAUUAGGUCACCACGUAACAUUUAAAAAAUCCCUCUGUCACCAUAUCUCUAAAGCUAAUAAAAUACAAUAUUUUUAAAGGUCACAAGUCCUGUAAAAUGAGAUGUCAGGCUUCAAAAACCGCUGCAAAAUUUCAGGUUUGAUUGGACCAUGUUAAAAGCAUGCAAGGUCGCAGGUUAGUUAGGUUAGACUAAGUUGAAAGGUUGCAAGGUCUUUGAUUAGUGCAUCCACAGCUGCAAAAGGACUAUGUGUGUUCAGAAAGCAUGCUGGCAUUUUCUCACAUGUAUAUAUAUAUUGUCUCAGAUCAAAUAUCACUGUACAGCAUUAUACAUUUUUAUGCAUGUUAUUAUGGGCAUAAGAUAUUGUAAGUUAUAUCUGCAAAUAAGUACAUGUAGUACAGAGAUUUAUGGGUAUGCAACAAGAUCACAUAAUAGGGUCGAAUUUAUUUUUAAAACAGGAUUAUUCUUUUAUUAAUAAGUGAACAUAGAAAUAUAUGAGUGCCUGUACAGCAGGUAAAUUUGACAAAUUAACUGCUACUUAUGCGAAAUACUGUAAAUUAAGAAAUUAUUGCAUGCAUUUAUUAUUGCUUUUUUUAGAGAAUGGACGUCAGAUUGAUAAUUUUGAUUUCUGUGAAAUCUGCAUACAGCUCUUUCUAUUUUUGUCGAGCCUUCGACUUUAGUCGAAAAAGCGAGACUAAGCGAUCCUACAUUCCGUCGGCGGCGGCGGCGGCGUCCACAAAUAUUCACUCUGUGGUUUAAGUUUUUGAAAUUUUAAUAACUUUCUUAAAACUAUACUGGAUUUCUACCAAACUUGGACAGAAGCUUGUUUAUGAUCAUUAGAUAGUAUCCAGAAGUAAAUUUUGUAAAAAUAAAAUUCCAUUUUUUCUGUAUUUUACUUAUAAAUGGACUUACUUUUUACUGCGGGGAAACAUAACAUUCACUCUGUGGUUAAAGUUUUUAGAAUUUUAAUAACUUUCUUAAACUACACUGGAUUUCUACCAAACUUGGACAGAAGCUUGUUUAUGAUCAUUAGAUAGUAUCCAAAAGUAAAUUUUGUAAAAUUGAAAUUCCAUUUUUUCCGUAUUUUACUUUUAAAUAUGGAUUUAGUUUUUUCUGCGGGGAAACAUUACAUUCACUCUGUGGUUAAAGUUUUUAGAAUUUUAAUGACUUUCUUAAACUAUCCUGGGUUUGUACCAAACUUGGACAGAAGCUUAUUUAUGAUCAUAAGAAAGUAUCCAGAAGUAAAUUUUGUAAAAAAAUAAAUCCAUUUUUUCCGUAUUUUACUUUUAAAUGGACUUAGUUUUUCUGCGGGGAAACAUUACAUUCACUCUGUGGUUAAAGUUAUUAAAAUUUUAACAUCUUUCUUAAACUAUCCUGGGUUUGUACCAAACUUGGACAGAAGCUUAGUUAUGAUCAUAAGAUAGUAAGAUCCAGAAGUAAAUUUUGUAAAAAGAUAACUCCAUUUUUCUGUAUUUUACUUUUAAAUGGACUUAGAUUUUCUUCCAGUUAACAUUACAUACAGUCUGCAGUUAAAGUUUUCAAAACAUUUAUUAGAUUCAUUAACUAUCCUAGAUUUUUACCAAACUUGGACAGAAGCUUCAUACAAUCAUAAGAUAGUAUCAAGAGGAAUAUUUUUAUUGAUUUUUUUCCUCACUUUUGUUGAGCCUGCGAUUUACAGCAAAAGUAGGCGAGACACUGGGUUCCGCGGAACCCUUACAAAUUUUUGAUUAAGAAUGCAAGUUCUUAUUUUUGCAUUACUUACCCGGUUGCAUUGUUCACAUUAAUAAAAAUGUUAUAAUUUCUGAAUUUACAGUAUGUAUUAUGAUGCAGUCAUUGCAAAACAUAAUAUACCUCACCACUUACUGAAUUAUCCAUGACAUAAGAAGUACUUAUCUUUAAUCACUCUUGCACAUCUGGACAUCUGACAAUUAUUAAAAACUUUCUUUUUAUGCCCCAUUUAUGGGCAUUAUGUUUUCUGGUCUGUGCGUCUGUUCGUUCGUUUGUCUCUUCGUCUGUUCAUCUUGGUUCAGGUUAAAGUUAUUGGUCAAGGUAGUUUUGAUUAAGUUGAAGUCCAAUCAUUUUGAAACUUAGUAAACAUGUUCCCUAUGAUAUGAUCUUUCUAAUUUUAAUGCCAAAUUUAUAGAGAUUUUCCCCCAUUUUCACAGUCCAUUAAACAUAGAAAAUGAUUGUGCGGAUGGGGCAUCCGUGUACCACUCAGGGGCAUUACUUAAACAAGCUAUUUUUUUUAAUUACUUAUAUAAGUAAUUUUUUAUUUUGAAAAUAAUAAAAUUACUUAUUAGAGUUAUUUUAAUUUUCAAUAGAAACAUAGACUAAAUGUAGUUUUCAUGAUUUUAAACAACAUUUUAUAUCAUAAAAUAAAGAAUUUAUCAGAUUUAAGAGGAGUAUAGAGAUAAAGGGUUACUUUGAAAAUAAUGACAAAAAUAUUACUUGAAUAAGUUAUUUUUAACAUUUUUGAAAAAAAUUGCAAUUACACUUAUCUAAGGCACAUAUGUAAUUGAUUUAGGUUACAAAUUAUAAAUAAUUUCAUGUCUUAAUUAAUUCACUAGUAUCUAUCUAUUUAUAUCAGUCUACCUUCAAGAUUUUAGAGGAAAAUGAUAAAUUAAUAGUCCCAAGAGACCAAUCUUUGACCCAGAAGCGUUGGUAUCAAAGAUAAGUGCAUCGGAAAGUUAACUAGUGUUUCUGAAGAAUUAGUUUUUAUAUAUCAAGGGGAAAAUAACCAGAUAACUGUGAAAAUUAUUUAAAGCUAGUAAAAUCUGUAUUCUUGGACACCUAUAAAAAUAAUAUUCAGAAAAAUAACUUAUAUAAGUUAUAUUUAAAUUAGCCUCGUUUUCAACAUUACUUGUAUAGGUAAUUUUAAUUGUUACUUGUUUAAGUAAUGCCCCUGACUGUGUACUGGGGACACAUUCUUGUUUAAAUAUAAAUAUACAUGUACUAUAAUGCUGAGUCAUAUGGCUUUCACAUUUACAUGUUAUGUUUGUGCAUGUAAUCACAAAAAGGACCUCAUUAACAGGCUUACACAAAAACUUCUCAAGCAAGAGUUGUGAGGAAUAGGUACUUAAAUUGAUAAGUUGAUGCUACACAUGCUUAAAGGUCACUAUCACAAAUUGGUUGCCUGAUAAAAUGUCUCAAAUUUGUUUUAUGCUUUCACAGUUCUACAAUUUACUUUUAGAUACUAAUUCAUUUGUCUGCUCUGCAGUUUUACAAAUGUGUCCUAGACUACUAUUCCUCAUUUUGACAUUUUGACAUUUGACAGGUCAAACAUGCAUAGUAGGAGGCAAUUACAAUGUUGGGGCACCAGUUCUUCCUCUAUUUGGAGUUCAUGCAAUGCCUCAGUUUUGUUUAUCUUUAUGUUUACGGUAUCUUCUGAAUGGAUUUUUUUUAAAUAGUUUUAUGUAAUUUAUAUUCUGCUGCACAGUAGGUCACACAUAUCAGUGUGUUAGCAGUAUAAGUAAAACAUAAUUUGCUAAUUCUUAAGGACCAAUAAUAUGUGGGAGGGUAGAAAAGUGCAUUAUAUGGAGACUUUUUAUUUUGGUAAAUGGUUCAAGCUGGCCUAGUUUCAGGCUAUUUAGAUAUUUAUCUGUUGUGGAUUGUAGGUUGGUAUUGAAAUGAAGUAAUAUUUUUCUACAAGAAAAUUGGUCUGUGACGAUUUAUAGAUAUAUACUUGCUAGUCUGAGUUUGGGUGUGCAAUUUUCAUGUUUUCUAUAUGGACCGUGCUCUCAUUUCCCGUGAGCCCAACAAGUCCAAAACAUCUCAGAGCAAAUCUUAGACUAAUUUUAGUUAUGGUUGAGGAUCUAGAUCAGAAUUUAGGAACUUACUAUUACUGAUAAUUUUGUACAUUUCUUAAUGUGAAGAAUAGACAAAAAUGAAAUGAUUUUUUGCAAUUUCAUGAUAAUCUGCAUACUCAUAUAUGUACCAGAUAUCAGAAUUAGAGUUUGCAAUACUGCGCCCAAUGGUAUUAUUUGCAUGAAUUAAACCUUGCAAUUAUUUCUGAAUUUACAGUAACUUUUUGUAUCUCAAUUUAAAAUUUCUAGACAAAUGUACUUUUCUUAUCUGCAAUCUACAUUUUCUAAUGCAUAGAAUUUGUUGUAUUAUAUAAUACCAGGUAGUUUUCAAAUUCAUCGUUUUGUAUUGUGUAAACCAAGAUCAUUCAAAAAGUUUAACAGUUGGUGAAUUAUUUCCUUGUUUUUUGUAUAUUCAUAACAAUAACAUGUUUUUGGGGUGUAGAAGACUUUUGUAAUUAUUUGAUGAUAUGGUUGAAAGUGUAUAUUGAUUAGUUUGUGAAGUAUAUUUUGUAAAUCAAGUUGCAAUAUUUGUACAAGAGUUUACAUUAUUUAUUUAUGUAAAAUAGGAUGCAGAAUGUAUUUAUAUGGUAUAGUAUGUUGUAUUGAGUGGUUGCAAACUUUUGUUUUUGGAAAAUUUUGAAAUAAAAC